AUGUCUCUGAUCGCAAGACUAUUCCGAGGAGCGUUGUACUUGGCGCUCCUGGGCCUGGUGUCCUACAGCACCAUCCUCACAUCGGAGCCGGAUGUCAAGAGCCCGGAGGUGCGGCUGGAACAAGGCACGGUGAGGGGCAUCGAAGAGGGUGGCAUAGAGUACUUCAGAGGCGUACGCUACGCUCUGGACACUGCCAACGAGGGAAGAUUUAGAAGACCGAGACCCAUCUGGGAAAACCUGAGCUACAAAUUUCCAGUCGAGUCUAUUCAGGUCAAUCGCACUUUGUCUUGGCAAGGCGUUUACGAUGCCUCGUUCUUUGCUCCUAGCUGUCCGCAAUUGUGAGCGCGACGUGUGUGGAUGCAAGGGACUCAUGCACAGCGCAGGCACAAGUGUCACGCACUGACGCACUGUUCGCCUCGACCGCAGUGUCGUGCCCAAAGUCUUUGGCGGAUGGGCACCUCCCUUGCCGGCAGGAAGAUUGCAAGAGGUGGUGUCGGAGGAUUGUCUGCACGUAAACAUUGCCAGGCCGCCGGGCAUAAGCAUUCACAAGCCUCUGCCAGUGUUUGUGUGGAUUUAUGGAGGCGCGUGGUAAGUCAUUCGCGCCUUCGACAAGCGCUGCAGACAUUGCACUCACUUUCGCUCUCAUGCGCCCGCUCACUCAGGAUUAUGGGCGCAGACUUUUUGUACGAUCCAAAGACUUUGAUGCAAGCCUCUUUGAAAAAAGGCGAGCCCAUCAUCGUCGUGACGCUCAACUACCGCGUUGGCGCAUUCGGUCUGCUGGCUGGUCCUGCCGUCAAUGAGCUAGCGGCAGAAGGAGAUGCUGAUCUCAAUACCAUGCUGUGGGAUCAAAGGACCGCUCUGAGAUGGGUCAAGAGGGUGCGCAAGAUCCUUCAAAAUCGCCUCUCAUGCACAAGCAAGCCGCUCACACUUCUUUCGCCGCACAGAACAUUGCGCAAUUCGGCGGUGAUCCUGACCACAUCACGCUCGGCGGCGAAUCCGCAGGGGCAGUGUCGAGCAUGUAUCAGAUGCUGGCAAAUGACGCGGACAGGGAGCACGAGGAUUUGUUUCAUGCCGUGAUACUUCAAAGUGGAGGUGCAUUGUGGGUGGACAAAGUUCGCUUGAGUGCCUUCGUCUCUCGCUGACGAUAUGUUUUUGCUUCGUUAGCCCCGGGAGCGUAUCGGCAACCAACUACAGGCACAGGGACGAGUACAAUCAGCUGCUAGCGACGACGCCCUGCGCUGCCAAAGUCGGCCCUCGCGAGCAGAUCGCCUGCCUGCGUGGUCUCUCCACCGCUUCUAUGAUGGCAGCCAACACCCGCUCUGUUCAGCGCCUACUAGGUAUCCUCAACGAAGCUUCUUGGCAGACCCAAUUCUUCUUCCCUUGGUUCCCCACUCAGGACCCUUACUUUGUACCCGAGUCGGCUUACGAACGUGUGACCAGAGGGAAAUACCUUGACAUUCCCAUCUUGGCGGGCAAUACGGUGAGUUUGGAACUCAUUGCAAGCAAGAGGGCUGCAGAUCGUGGCGUACUUAUUUGCGUUCUUGAUGCUUCACUGCGCGGGGUCCUCAGCUCGACGAAGGAACGUUGUUCACGCCUACGAAUAUUCAGAACUCUUCCAUGCUGUUCGCCUGGAUUCGAAGGGGUGUUCUCUCCACCGAAGGUCUAGACGUCAGUCAUCAAUAUACGGUCAUCGACAAGAUACUGCAGGCGUACCCAGACGAUCCUGUCAAAGGAAGUCCUUCCAGAGCCGAUCUGGUUGGAAAGAAGCCAGAGGAUCGUCUAUUUGCACCAAACGAGACGAAUCAAUACAAGCGCGCAGCCGCCAUUUGUGAGUGGGCCUCGACACAAAAUGCGCUUGCUGGAAGAGGUAGAUCGCUUUCCGAGCUAAAAGGUACGAAAUUUCCCAUGAUCUAUGCAGUGGGCGACCUAGGCUUUGUGGCUCCGACUCGCUAUCUGCUCGAACGGCAUUCUGCAGCUCAUCAAGGGCAUAACAAAACUUUCCCGAUCUGGUCGUAUACGCUAAGCGAGCCUGCUCCCGGCGCGCCAGCACACCUAGGCGUCCCUCACGCCGUCGAUAACGAUUACUGUGAGGCGAAAGAGCGACGCAGACACGCAGGGGCGGCUAUUUGGAAGCGCGGGGACUCACUGCUGACCGUGCAUUUCCCAACCUCGCUUCCGUCGUGUCACAGUGUUCAAGUGCGUGGUGUGAACACGCAGCUCCGCGCGAGGGCGUCGGGAUGUUUGCUGACCUUGACCUCGCUACCGCAGGCCGUCUGCAUCUUAUCUCUUCCUACGACCGCCAACGGGUGAGAAGAUUGUGGUGCCCAAGCACAAUUGCGAGCGCUGCGAUGCUGAUGGUUGGCCCACCCUCUGGUCAGAUUUCCGAGUGCCCGGCAGUAGGUGGGCUAGCGUGGCUGAAGCGCUCGCGAGCUCGUGGGUCAGCUUUGUGAAUCAUCACACGCCAAACGGUCGAGGAGGUGAGUGCAGCGCGCAGCUCACAAGUGUAAUGCUGCCGAGCUACCGCAAGCGGAGAAGCAGGUCCGGCAAGCCGCAUGAUGGGCUGAAGCUUUGUCAUUGUCCGCAUCACGCAGCCAUGUCGUGGCCUUCGUACUCGACCCGGCCGAGCCCAGGGAUUCCGAAGCGUGCGAAUCUCAAUUUCCAGUUCAUGAAUAGCACGGUCGAGACGCUGACCGCGCGCCACGAAGUGAUACUCGACACGUUCAUUCACGACGAAGAAGUCCGACAUGCGCUUGCAUAUUAG
This is a messenger RNA of Ceraceosorus bombacis, 2761 nucleotides long. NCBI's taxonomy places the organism in Eukaryota, Fungi, Basidiomycota, Exobasidiomycetes, Ceraceosorales, Ceraceosoraceae. The record is from the annotation of a GenBank genome assembly.